AUGCCAGCUGCAGACAGCCUCAAGAAGAGGAAGAUCGUCGUCCUCGGCUCGCGCUCCGUCGGAAAGUCCUCCCUCGUCCGCCAGUUCAUCGAGAACCACUUCGACGAGUCUUACCACCCGACCAUCGAGAGCACCCUCCACAAGACCCUCAAGUACCACGGCGUCGAGUUUGAUUGCGAAAUCAUCGACACGGCCGGACAGGACGAAUACUCCAUCCUCGGCUCAAAGCACACCAUUGGUAUCCAUGGCUAUGUCCUCGUCUACUCUGUCACCUCCCGAAAUUCUUUCAACAUGAUCCAAAUCAUCCACGACAAGAUCCUCGACUUUUGCGGGACAGAGGAUAUUCCUUGCGUUAUUGUCGGCUCCAAGACAGACCUCCAAUCCAGCCGCCAGAUCCAGCCGUUAGAAGGUGAAAAGCUCGCACAGAAAAACAACGCAGCGUGGGUCGAAACAAGCGCCAAAAAUAAUAUCAAUGUUUCACAUGUCUUCGACCUUUGCCUCGCCGAGAUAGAGAAACGCUCGAACCGAAAUUUCAAAGUAGACACUCCUGCCCCCGCUACUAAAAGUGGAUGUUUUAUUAUGUAG
This is a messenger RNA of Cyclocybe aegerita, 585 nucleotides long. NCBI's taxonomy places the organism in Eukaryota, Fungi, Basidiomycota, Agaricomycetes, Agaricales, Hemipholiotaceae. The record is from the annotation of a GenBank genome assembly.